CACAGACACUCCUAGACUUUCUUUUUCACACACAGUUCAAUACAGUAAUACUUUAUUGUCAUGAAAAGCUUCUGUCCCAGUGUUGCUACUGUGCAAGUACAUCUGAACACAAACUCACACUCAUGCACAUGCAAACAUUCACGCCCCAUUAACUCAUUCACUCUCACAGUCCUAGGCAUGAACACACAACCAACUCUCUCUCUCACACACACACAGGUAAUCUCUUUCUCACAAUCACACUUCACUGAUGUUCGCUCACUCAUGGCAUGUCUACGCUGAAAACUGUGGUUCACGCAGCCGCCCCAACUAGUAUAUCGCUUGUGUGCAUGCAGUCUUCUCUCCUUGUGUCAGCACUGCACAUACGCUCCAGGAGUGCUUAUAUCGAUGCAUGGUGCAGUGCCCCACGGGUAGGUAUCCCAGUGUACAAUGUGCUAGCAUCCAGCUCACUGUCUUUUGAGAAGUUUUGGCAGUGCAUAGUGGGGCAGAAACAAGUUACACAAGGAUUACUGGGAGCAAAGGGUCAACUUCCCAUCAUGCAACUGUCUCCAUCCCACAAUGUCAUCUAUAUUCCAUAAUUUGAAUGCCUUCGUAAAACAUCCCAUGAACCCACGGCCCUCCUCACUGUCUACCAUCUGUAACAGAUGCAUGAAGCCUGCACAGCUCUAUGUUAUUGUCAUAAGCAUUGCAAGCACGAUCCUCCAGGAAAUUUGCAGAGUCAUAAGAAGAACCAAAUCAGCGGGGAAUAUUAAAGUUUCUUCGAGGACUGAUUGCUGUGGGACAUAGCAUGAACCAAUUUAAGGUAGCUGGUGGCAUUCACUGAGCAGCUGCAGAUGGUGGAGUGUCGCUUCUGGGCCUGAGAAACGAACACUAACUGGUGGGACUGCAUUGUAAUGCAGGCUUGAAACGACGAGCUGUGGCUGCAGAACUUUUGGAUGCACAUGGCCACAUUCCUGGAUCUGUGUGCCAAGUCUCACCCUAGCCUUCGAUUGCACUGAGAGCUGCACUGACAGUGAAGAAGCAAAUGGUGAUUGCACUGUGUAAACUUGCAAGGCCAGAUUGCUAAUGGUCAGCGGGAAGUCAUUUUGGAAUUGGAAAAUCCACUGUGAUGCAAGCAUGCAGGGCAAUGAAUAUGUCUCCUGUUACGCAGGAUUGUGACUCUCAGCAAUGUGUAAGACAUAGCGGAUGGAUCUGCAGCAAUGGAAUUCCCAAAUUCACUAGUUCGAUCCUCUCCCCACAAAAACUAACCAGUUCCCUUCCCUCAGAUUCAUCAAUCUCUUUCUUACAUUUUCACCACUCAUUAUUACUUGCAUGAUAGCAAUGCCUAGCGUCUCCAAGAACAAAACAGGGCCCCACUGUGCUAGGCACAGGUAACAAAAAAAGACAAUCCUAGCUUGAGAGAAUUUACAGGCUAGGUUUAUGACAGGAUGCAAGAGCAGGAUGAAACAGGGAGACAAUUGUCAAGGGAGCACCCCAGGGGACAAAAACAGUAAAACAAGCAAGUUUUUGCAUAAUAAGUAAGUCUCUUCUAACCACCUAGCCUUUGGCAUAACCUAUCUCUGAAGACAGGGAUAGCCUAUGCUACUGUAUUUCUGCAUCUGCCAUUAGAUCAGAAAAAGAACAGGAGUACUUGUGUCACCUUAGAGACUAACAAAUUUAUUUGGGCAUAAGCUCUCGUGAGCUACAGCUGUAAGGUGCCACAAGUACUCCUUUUCUUUUUGCGAAUACAGACUAACAUGGCUGCUACUCUGAAACCUGUCAUUAGAUCAGAGUGGCAUACACAUUUGUUUUCAUCUUUUCACAAACACUUGGCAUUUGAAAUGUAAAUGAAACUGUAAAAAAUCCUUUUACAUUCAUUCUCAGGACUGCUGGAGACUCCAUUAGGUAUAAAUGAUGACAAUGUUAGCAUUUUAAUGCUUGCUGUAUGACAUAAGCAACACUUCUGGCAAAGGAGGGUGAUUUCAGAAAGCAACACUGCAGUUUUGGAAGAGGAAUUCUUCCAUGUUACUCCCAUCCUUUGGAAGUCUGAAUUUAACAUAACAAAGAGCCUGCUGGGCUGAGCUACUGGAUCUCAAUGUCCCAUUAGUUCAAUGACUGAGUAGGCUCUUUGUAUUGAUUGGUGACUUCUUGUAGGCUAGAAAUUACCGCCAUUCUGCUCUACUAGGCCCUGGUUACACUACAGAAAUGAACUGUGGCUAACUGAACUGAUGGGAUAUCACUGUUCUAAGCACCAAUGGUACAGUGUAUCCACACUAACCAUGCUGUUUUGAGAUAAAACCCAUGACAGUUUUGGCCUCAUCUGCAGAAGUGCUGUUCUACAGCUUUGCCAUUGCCCUACUCCCUGGGUAUCUCUCACAAUUCCUAUCACAGGCUUCUGGAACUUAUUUUUGCGCUGCUUUCACUGGGGAGUAAUAGCUUGCCAAGCUACUGUUGCCUAAUUGAAUAAGGUGGUAAAUUCCUGAUUUUGGGGAAGGGAAUCUCAGUUUUCUAGGAGUCUCUCAUCUGUUGUCACAAUUCUGGGGAGUUGCAAUAACAUAGGAAGGAAGAGCAGAGACCUAAUUCUCCUUACAGUCCCCUCCUGCGUCCCUCUGAAAUGAAAAAUAUUUCUGAAUCAUUCAUAGCCUUUGAAAACCUUUUGGGGCCAGUGUUAUUUUGUCCCCAGUACACAUACCAAAAUAUACAGAACAAUUCUGAAAUGCAAAACUGAGAUCUUACCUCUGAAGUGAAACUGAAAUCAUUGCAGAGGGGCAGGUUUUGGAGUUAAGGUAUUAGUAACUCAGCAGCAAGACAAAUCUCAUUAUUCUGUAAAAUACUGGAAACAGACAUUUUCAGCCCUGGGCGCUCCUAGAUGGUUGCCCCUCUUUCAAAGCAUGAUGGCCUCAGGAAACAGUAUGCAGGCCUUUAAAAAUAUGACCCAACAAAAUGUUUAGAGACGGUUUAGGCAUUAAUAUUAAUGUUGGAUAGUUCUGGAAAACCCCCAGAUCGGCUUGGUUUUGUUUUUAGCCACAAAUCAUACAGCCAUGAGUCCAUCUGCUGUUUCUCCCUGACAGAGACUGACAAAGAUCCAUGCAUGAUGGAGAAUAAACACUACAAUUCAAUAUGCUACUCUGUAGUACUAACCUCCUCACAAACACAUAUUUUAUUCCAACCACACAUCCCUUCAAACAGUAAAUUGCCUGAGAACAUGGUAGAUUGUAUAAUACUGAGCUAUUCAACUAUUUUAUAUUUUAAAAUUUCAUUUAACUCAGGAGCUACAUUUCUAAGGCAUUUUCUGUCUCUAGAAAUGUAUGUACACAUAAACCCUUUACAAACUAUAUGAGGCUGAUGCUGCAAGCACUAGGACCUAAUUCACUGUUGUCCUGCAGCUUGUACAGUCAGUUACACCAGUGCAAAGUGAGGGUAAAGCAUUAUCAAAUCAGAAUGGUGUUUUAUGCCUUCCUUGCGUUUGUGCAAGUCACUACACAUGAUGGAUAGCACUGGGAUGGUGAAUCAGGCCCCUGGUCCUUGGGACUACAACAGGACUAUGUGGUAAUAUGCAUUAUGAUUGGCAUUUGCAGGAUCAGGUUCUGUUUACAUACAGACCUCUCCAGCCCCUUCUGCUGUGAUGGGAGGCUUCAAACCCAGUUCUUGGUUUAUAAGGUUUUAUAAGAAAGAUUAUUAUUAUUAUUACUUGCAUUACGGUACUGCUAUAACUGCAUGACACUCAAUUUUCCCAGUGUGGAAAGACUAAAGGCAGUGUACACAACUAGGCUUUGAAACUGCGGAGGGAUUUGCUCCAGUAUCCUUUGCCAAAAUUUCACUACUCCCUCACCGUCAUUGCUUUAUGUCAGUUGCCUGCCUAAUUACUGCCUUCCAACAGAGAGGUGGCUACAUUUCAGUGAUGCUAUAAAUCACUUUAGAAUCCUUCAGAAAAGACAACUAUAAACCAUUAAAACUAUAUAUUUUAAAAAAAACUCAAAACAUUAGAGAUUCAGGUCAUUUCUUUUCCACAGAUUUCACUCUCUGCCAAUAAUUUAUCCCCUAUAAUUGCAUUGGGGAGGAUUAAGGCCUACAAAUUGCAUUCAUGCUUAGCAUCUCGCUGGUCUAGCUCGUCCCCUUGCUUUCUGUCUUUCUUUCACAGAUCUUCUCCUUCUGCCCUUUAACUGUCCAUCUAUCUCUUCUACUUCAUCCAUGUCAACUUUCCAAAAUAUACAAUGGUGGCCGAUUUAUAGCAUCCCAAAGGGUUUGAAUCUGGCGAGGAAUGACCAAAACUGGCAAAAUUUUCAUAGUUUUUGGGAAGAAAAAGCUAGUGUUGAUUCAAAGUAUCAUAUGAGCCAAACUGUAAAAUAUACAAGUGUUAUUUGCUUUUUUCUCCCUUUUCUCCCAAUUCUCCACUUCUCCUUUGAUACCGAGUUUUUUCUUUGAUCUCUUUUAGUGUCUAAUUUUUCACCUUUUAGAAAAUGUUAUAGUUCACUCCCUCUUCCCCUUAAAAUCAAUCUUCUUUCUUCCAGACAUUUGUUCUUUUCUAUUUGGUCACCCUUUUUUGACUUUCCAUAUUUUUUCCUUCUCUUUUCCCAUUUCUCUCCAUCUCUGGUCCCUUUUGCAAUGGGUCCUGCUCACUGUCCCAGUGUGGGUGCCUUGAAACUAGAGUUGGUAAGAUCAUUAUAUUAUUUGUGCUGGAGCAACAUCUGAGAUGGAAUCAGGACACCAAGGUGCUAGGUGCUGUAUGGACAAGAAGACACAGUCUCUGUCCCAAUAAGCUCCUAGUCCUGAAUAUGAGGAUACUACCCUCUCAUUGCAAGUGAGUUAACCUCCCACCUCUGUGCCCUUGCCUCCCCUGCUACUCAAACAGGAAUCUCCCUUUACACUGAACCCCAGGCCUAAGGCACUUCAUCUCAGUUUGAUGGAUGUAACUCUGCACCAAUUAACAGCCUCUCAGAGGGCUGAAGGGGGAGGAGAGUCUUCCCUGCGCCAAUAGGAAGGGAUAACUGCCUCAUGAGUAAGCCCCUUUGAUCUUUAGAGGUAUUAAACUCCGCCCCUUCUUCCUCUUCCCGACCCCUGAAUGAAUGAAGUCUCUGCUGGCCAAUGAGAAGUUUUCGUUCGGCUUGAUGGACUUUCCCAAUCUCCAAUAGGAGCUUAGAAUCGUGGCGUAGCCUCCAAUGAGAUGCCAAUGCUGAGCGCACUGGGCGGGCUCUGCCUCCCAGGCGGGCGGAGAAGGCCGCGGUUAUCGAUCCCGCUGCUGGAGGGAGGCGGCGGCGAAGCAGCAGAGAAAAUGGCGGCCAUGGCUGCGGAGGCGGCGGCGACUGCAGCGGUGCCGGGUGACGGGGGAGCCGGCGAAGCCGAGCCCGAGAUGGAGCCCAUCCCGGGCAGCGAGGCCGGCGCAGACCCCCUCCCCGCUGUCAGCGAGGCCGUGGAGUCGGCCGUGCCUGAUGGGGACGAGGCCGACGGGGGAAAGUCCGCUCCGGGGGAGGCCGAGGAGCCGCCGCCGCCGCCCGUAGAGCUCGCCCGGAGCCCGGCUAGGACCCAGGAGCCGGAACCUGAGAGGACGGAGCCGGAGGAACCGGAGCUGGGUUCGCCCAAGGCCGAACCUAGAGGAGCGCCCAGCCCGGAGCCCGAGGAGGCGCCGCAGCCCUGCCCGCCGCCUGCUGGGCACCCUGAACUUCCCGAGGAGGAGCCGCAGCCCUGCCUGCCGGCUGCUGGGGGCCCCGUGGAGCCGGAGCCCGGGGAGGAGCCGUGCCGGCCGGAGGAGGAGGAGCCGGAUGCUGCUGAUGCUGCCGCUGUAAAGCCGGAGCCCCCAGCCCCCGGCUCCCCGGUGGCCCCGGCCGCGGGGGAGGCGGAGGCUCCGCUGCUGCCUGGCUCGGAGGUGCGGGUCACCCUGGACCACAUCAUCGAGGACGCGCUGGUGGUGUCGUUCCGGCUGGGGGAGAAGCUCUUCUCCGGGGUCCUCAUGGACCUCUCCAAAAGGUUUGGACCCCAUGGAAUCCCUGUGACCAUAUUUCCUAAAAGGGAAUACAAGGAUAAACCUGAAGCCAUGCAGCUCCAAAGUAAACCAUUCCAAGAUGAGACACAGGUGAAGUGUGAAGCCAGUGGUGCAGUCCCUGAUAACUCCUCUUCUCCCAUUCAGCCAUCAGAACCUAGCCUCGCUAAAAGCCUAUGGACUUCUAAACCACCUCCCCUCUUCCAUGAGGGAGCGCCAUAUCCUCCUCCAUUGUUUAUCAGGGACACGUAUAACCAAUCUAUACCUCAGCCUCCGCCCCGAAAAAUUAAGCGGCCCAAGCGGAAAAUGUACAGGGAGGAACCCACUUCUAUUAUGAAUGCUAUCAAAUUACGACCCAGGCAGGUCUUAUGUGACAAAUGUAAAAACAGUGUUGUUGCAGAAAAAAAAGAAAUUAAAAAAAGUGGCAAUGCAAGUGACUGCUUAAAAUAUGAGGAUCAUAAAAAGCGAAGAAAUGAGAGUGUAACUACUGUGAAUAAAAAACUUAAAACUGACCAUAAAGUAGAUGGAAAAAGCCAAAAUGAAAGCCAGAAAAGAAAUGCUGUGGUCAAAGUUUCAAAUAUUGCCCACAGCAGAAGCAAAGUAGUUAAAGUUUCUGCUCAAGCAAACACUUCGAAAGCUCAGUUAAAUACUAAAAAAGUUCUCCAGAGCAAAAACAUGGAUCAUGCAAAAGCUCGGGAAGUUUUGAAAAUGGCCAAAGAAAAGGCACAAAAGAAACAGAGUGCAACUUCCACUUCCAAAAAUGCACAUUCAAAGGUCCAUUUCACACGGCGUCUUCAGAACACCAGCUCAGGUUCCCUCCCACCCCGAUUGCGUUUAAAACCACAAAGGUACCGGAAUGAAGAAAACGACUCAUCUCUCAAGACAGGACUUGAGAAAAUACGGAGUGGCAAGAUGGCAACUAAGCCCCAGUCUCGCUGCUCCUCCACCCGCUCAGCAGCUCAGAGACACUAGGCACCUGCUGGUUUGAUGGAACCUCACCACACUGCCACGAAGAACACCAGCUCAUCAGGAACGACAAAAAUUUGAGACUGAAUUGUCAUAUUUUUCCUCUGAAAUCUUAAACAGAGGGAAGAAAGGGCAGGGUGAAUGUGUUAAACAAAACCACCCCCACUAAUCCCAUUGGGGCACCUGUAUCUAUUGUACAUUUUCUUCGAAAUUUAAAAAGAUAUUAGGAAAUAUUUUAUAAAACUUUUUUGCAAUAAAUGAUGCAUGAGAUGGUGAGAGACUAUACAAAGUGUACGUGCAAGGAACCACUUGAAUUAUUAGUAUGAAGAAUCACUGCGAAUAAUUUUUUUUUAAUGUGAUGGUCUAAUCAAUAUGUUUGACAGGCCCCAAUGAUGGAGCCAAUUGCCUGGAAAGAUGACUGUAACUUUUGAACUCUUGUUUUGAUUCUUAACUUUAGCACUGCAUUUUCCAUUCUCCAAGGCUUAGUUAGUAUUUAGUAUGGGUGUUAGCAGAGCUAUAACGUGAUCUAAAGCAUGUCCGAAAGCAGCUGUAUUGUAAAAUAUGAACAGUCUUGUUAAAUGAGACCAAUGUUUCCCAGAGAGGUUAUGGGUAGGAUGACAACAGUAACUCCAUGUAUCUCUAAUUUAUGGGAAAAAUCUUCCCCUGUGAAAAUGGUUGUUCUAUUCUUAUGUUGAUAUAACACUUUGGGAAUUGAGGAUUGUUGAAAACAUAUCAAGAAGGGCUACAUCUCUGACAGUACAGUCAUUUCGAUUUGCUUGUGAUGCUAUAGCAGUAUGGGAUUCAAGAAUGGAUACUGCUAAGAUAGGAUAGCAGUCGUUUGCCAGGUCAUUGUUUUCCCCUCAUCCCUUCCAGCCCAGAAUAGAGCUCAUGCAGGCAGCUAGUAUAACAAGAGUUUCCAUUAGUGGUUCUAAUGGUAGUUGAUUUAAUAGCAUCAGAGAAAUGUUGGGCUGGAGGGGACCUCAAGAGUCCAGCCCCCUGCUCGAUUUGCAUUGCAUCAACUUCUUUGAAUAUCAUUAAAUCAAAAUUAGAAGGUCAAAUCUUUUAUCCUCUUUCUUCCUUUCUCCAAAAGAUGUUUAGUAAUAGUUAUUUUAGCUGAAGCUAGUGAAUGUUGACCAUACUGCUAGAGUAUUGGCUUGUUAAUUUAUUUGCCACUGAUUGUUUUAACAUUGUGCGCACAUUUUCUUGACAAUAUGGUUUCCUGUGCUCUUCUUAAUGAUAGAAGGGGAUUCACAGGAUGCCUGACUUGGGAGAGUAAAUAUUUAUUUUGGAGAAAUGAAAAUGUGCACAUAAUCUAAAGAUCUAAUAAAGUACAAGUUCCUCUUUCCAUGGAAAUGCAAAGGCUUGUACUAAACUCUUUUCCUACUUACUAAUAUUCUGAUCUUAUCAGGGAAUGUAAAAUAUCUUUCUACAGGUUAUCUGAAAAGAGAUCACCUUUUCCAAGUCUCUGGUUUCCAAAGGCACAAAUAUGGUUUCAUAACCUGUGUGCAUGGAUCAUGAAUUAAGUAAUCUUUGAUUUCAAAUCAUGGUGACCAUAGAUGUAUAUUUUUUCCCCUUUGCUUUGGUAUUUGGUAACAAAUCCAUAUUUUUAGCAGAGCAGGGAAACAAUAAUCUAUACCCAGGAAAGAUAUAUUGGUGGUACAUAUAGUCAAAGGCAGUUCUAUAUUAGAGAUUUAGUAGUUAUUUUAGUUUGAUUCAUGGUAACUUCAUAAUUUAUUUAUAAAACCAGAAACCAAAACCAUAGCACCUGUUUCUUUCAAAAACUAUUUUAGCUGCACGUUGCUGUUGUACAGUAGAUUCAAAUUGUGCUACUUUUCAUAAUAAACUGCAGAUUUUUUUUUUAAUAGAGAAUAGUAAUUAUUGUUCUGCAGUACUCUUCCUUUCUAAUGUAGUCAAAGCAGAGGGUCAGCAGUCUGGUCCUGCUUCACUGCCCAAAAUGUGACCAAGAUAUAUUAUAAAUUAAAGCAUCUCACUCUUAGGCUACAUCUGCACUAUGAGCUAGGUGUGUGAUUCCCAGUUUCCGUACACAUACACGUGCUAAUUCUCAUGGAGCUAGCGUGAGUAUAAAUAGCAGUGUAGACGCAGUAGCAUGGGUACCAGCAGCAGAGCCAUAGCUUAGUGGAGCCUAGACUGUACCCACCAGUCUCAAGCAGGUUUGUAUUCAUCAUGCUGCCACUGCAGCUACGCACGCUACCACAGCUACACUGCUAUUUAUACUUGCAGUAGCUUAGUGACACCUCAUGCAAGCAUGUGUAGGUAAGUUGGGAUCACACCCCUAGCUCUAGUGUAGACAUAGCCUUAGAGAGAGAGGGGGACAGGGUGCAGUGAGUUAAUGUGCCAGCCUUUUACCUCUGGAGACCAAACUCUGAUUGUAUUACAGGUAGAUGUUGGGGGGCGGGGGGGGUCCUCAUCCCCACUGGGGGAGUCAUUUUUAUCCACGUGAAAACAAAACCACACCAGACAACAUGGCACAAAACAGUUUCUGCUCAGGAAAAAGGCCCAGGACUGUAAUAGCAGGGUUAUUCCAUGCUGGGAUAGAAAUGAUUGAUGUUGUGUGUGGAAGCCAGUAGUGCCUGCCUAUAUGACAUCUGACUCUUAACCAGUGCUCUUAUUGCCUCUCCUGCAAGAGCGCUAGCACACAUCAGUUGGAGUAUACAGAACAUUAUCGUGUGAGAGAAAUGCAAGUCUCUGCAUUGGAGAAUAUGGGUAAAUUAAGCAAAUGGCUUAAAAAAUAGACAAGGUAGCAAACUGUAUUUGCUCAUAAAAAUGAGUUUAUUUUCAUGGGAAGUAGUGCAGCCAUUUUGUUUGAAACCAGAUUUUCAUUUUGAAGUGAAACUGUCAGGAAUAUUUUAAUGACUGGGAAGUACAGUAAUGUAUUGCUUUUCACUUUUUGGCUUUAGUUGCUUAAUAUUUAAGCUUUGCUCUGUGCUACCUUUUUGUCUGUAUAUUGAAUGGUCACUAUGCCUCCUUCAUUUUGUAGACUUGAAUGGGCGGGGAAGAUUCACUUUUAAGGUUUGCUCAGAGGUAAAUGUUAAAGAAUGUUGUGUAACAUUUAUUCAAAUAAAGCCUUGAUUUUUUUUCAGCACUUGUUGAAGGGAAAUCAUGUGGAACAUU
Messenger RNA from Chelonia mydas (Green sea turtle), 10051 nucleotides. RefSeq names its product PWWP domain containing 2A (gene PWWP2A). The record is from RefSeq and is a predicted model, not a curated record. NCBI's taxonomy places the organism in Eukaryota, Metazoa, Chordata, Testudines, Cheloniidae. Gene Ontology annotation, molecular function: histone binding; chromatin binding. The transcript has 3 exons. The coding region runs from base 5141 to 6925 and encodes 594 amino acids. Gene Ontology annotation, cellular component: nucleus.